Molecule: messenger RNA, 255 nt
Organism: Penicillium brasilianum
Lineage: Eukaryota; Fungi; Ascomycota; Eurotiomycetes; Eurotiales; Aspergillaceae
Source: the annotation of a GenBank genome assembly
AUGGUCAACACUAGCAUCAACAGCGACUAUUCAGUCGAAGAAAUCACCCAAGUCGGGCGCAAAGGCCGUUCUCAUGGCCACAAGUACGAUGGUGCUGAUUUCGACGAAUCUAUGAUAAACCCGAGAACAAGGCGUAACAAGCAGGAAAGACGCCGCUCGCCGACUACGUCGAAUAAGACGCGGGCUAGUUCUGGGUCUGCAACCAAGAGACGCACCGCGUCAAAGAACGCGCAUUCGCAUCAAACCCAGGAGUGA